Acanthochromis polyacanthus (spiny chromis) is the source of this 5523-nucleotide messenger RNA. RefSeq names its product ETAA1 activator of ATR kinase a (gene etaa1a). The coding region runs from base 2522 to 5026 and encodes 834 amino acids. Lineage: Eukaryota; Metazoa; Chordata; Actinopteri; Pomacentridae. The record is from RefSeq and is a predicted model, not a curated record. The transcript is spliced from 6 exons.
AAAGUGGGGGGGUGGAGACCACAGCACUUUGAGAAAAUGUCGAAGAACAGCAGCAAAAUGCCACGAGCUGAACUCGAACUCACAACCACCGUACCAAAGGCGGAGGCUCAACCUGUUCAGCGGUUGUUUUUUUUUUGCUUUUUUUUUUUUAACCUCACGAAGGUGUGCUGCGUGUCUGCAACUCUCGGCCGAGUGCGGAUGGUGCGUUCAGGAGCGUCGGAAUUUUCUAUACUACUGAAAAUAACUGGGUUUACAACGGCUUACAUGUGAAGAAUUUGAAUGUGUUGGAGACAAAAUGACCCCUGACAAAAAGUGGGGGGGACACGUCCCCACCGUCCCCCCCUAAACUGACGCCUAUGCCUAAGCCUGCUGUGUAUCGGCCUACUCCUGCAUUAUCUCCUAAAAUGCUGUCAAUAAUUUCCAUCGCAGCCUCCAUAAUUCAACCGAGAAAGAUGUAGAAAAAGACGUGCAAUAAAAAACAACUAAAAUACAGCGCAGUCACUGUAUUUUUGCCAAUAGUACAUUAGAGGGUAAAUGUUGUACUCAGACUACAGUUCAUGUUAAAGCAGAGAGCAUUGUGGGAGUUCAGCUAGAACAGGUACCAUGACAAAGACUCAUGAGGAGGUUCAUGACCUCCAACCAGAACUCAGGUGUUUCAGAAGAACCAGCUCAACUAGAACAAAGUUACUGUUCUAAAAGGUGGAACCUGGACUUCUGUGGCCUAAAACAGGACUAGUAACCAGAGACAGAACCAGCAGAGUCUGACAAAUGAAAGUGUUUUUUAAAAAGUCGAGUUAAAAGUUCUCAGAAAAAGCCUCCAAGAGAUUCUUGUAAAAAUAAAAUCCAAAGGGCUGCAGAGGGAGAGGAGUCUGUGAAGUUCUUCCUGUCGGUUCAGCUCCGUCUACUUCACUUCCAAUCAACGGGACGAUUUCCUGUCUUCAGCAGCUCCGACAGGAAACAGCUGGGAUUUAAAGAUCACAUCUGAGGGAAGCAUCCACCGAUUAUUUUCUCCUCAGAGGAUCAUCUGAAAAACCUUUAAUCUGCCUCUUCAAAGCUGUGUGGAGGCGACAUCCAGCUUCAGAGCAGCUUUUGUAUUCCCGUGUGUGACAUGUUUCAUUCCUGACUGACGGCUUCUCUUCAGGGAUUCAGUAAACUGCCGCUGUCGUGUUUUUGAAGCUCGGUGUGGACGACUUCACCUCAAACCAGAACUUCAGAAUAAAGGCUGUGACUGAUCAGACCGAUGCUGCUGAUUUCUGUACUUUUACUUCUACAGUCUGUUGAUAUAAAUAAAAAACUGAAUAUGUGGAUCAUUUGGAGGACAUCUGGGCUUUAAAAUGUUUGAAGAAUCAACCGUCUGUCUUCCAGUGUUCUGCUCCAUAUUGAUCAAUAAUAGGUAUUGAUUGGCUCAGCUUCCACAUCAAUGGCAGCAUUUAAUUAGAUUUUAAUGUUUUAUUAGGGAUCAAUUUGGUCAUCAGGGGGGCUUUAAAAUAUUGAAUAUAAUCACGAUAAAUGAACUUUGAGUUUGCAGUAAUCUGUAAAUGUAGUAGACAGAUAAAUAUAAAUGAAAUAUACUUGUUUAAGUUAACAUAUAUGUCUGUUCACCAAUUCAGUCAUCAACCACAAAAUGCAUCCACAAACCUUUUUAAUAAAUAAUAAUAAAUGCUGACCGAUCGUUUAUCCAUCCAUCCUCUAUACACCGCUUUAUCCUCACUAGGGUCAUGGGGGGUGCUGGAGUCUAUCCCAGCUGACUCAGGUGAAGGCAGGGGACACCCUGGACAGGUCACCAGUCUGUCACAGGGCUACAUAGACAGACACACAAUCACACUCACAUUCACACCAACGGACAAUUUAGAGUAACCAAUUAACCUCAGCAUGUUUUUGGACUGUGGGAGGAAGCCGGAGUACCCGGAGAAAACCCACGCAUGCACAGGGAGAACAUGCAAACUCCAUGCAGAAAGAUCCAAGGAAGGUCGGGAUUUGAACCAGGGAUCUUCUUGCUGCAAGGCCAAAGUCCUAACCACAACCCCACUGUGCAGCCCCCCAAUUGUUUAUUUAUAAAGUUAAACUAUUCAAACAAUUCAGUUAGUACUCACGUCUUUACCAUCAUCCAAUAUUGUGAUAAAUGCUGCUACUUCCUUUAGCAUCAACACAAUUUAAAACGUGGAUUGUGCACUGUAGUUAUCAAUCAUUGCGGUAGGUGGUGCGUUCUUUAAAAAGUGUUCUAAACUUACAGGAAGGGUACAGCCGUAUUCAUGGCCUUCAGCUCUGCAGACAUACCCAUAGGUAUACAUAUCUAUGGACAUACCCUUCUCGUUUGGGAACCACUCGUUGAGCCUUUUUCCGAGCAGCUCUGUUGGUCCUGAACGCACCACAGCAAUGAAUUGUGGGAAGAAUAAACAUGGCGGGACGUUCAAAUCCUCCGCCGUCCGUCAGAACCAACAAACAGACAACAUCAUAAAGAACUGCCCGGCGUGAACCGCCACCGUUCGCCGGAUCACCGCCCCCCGCUCGGCCGCUCAACAUGAACGGAGGUCGGAGGAGCUUCGACCUUCCGGCCGGUAGAGCAAGACCCAGAGCGACCCGCCUGAGCCGCAGCCUGAGACAGACCCAGGCGGAGGCGGAGUCUCCGCGGAGGCAGCAGUCAGACAUGAAGACGCCCACCAGAGUGCUGAGGUCCAGACCAGCAGCAGAAGUUCCUCUGAAUGAUGGCGACCUUCAGCAGGACAUCUUCUGGGAUGCCACGUCUCCUCACGGUAAAAGAGGCAGGAAGCAAACCGCCAGAGUCGUGGACAUCUCAGAGAUCGUCAGCAGGAUCGCUCCCAAGCACGGCAGGCCGGCGGUUGCUGAGCCGACGCUGCAGCAGUGGAUCGGAGACAGCGCCGCCAUCCCCUGCACUCCAGACCUUCAUCCUCCCAAACCCAAGAAGAAAUCGCCGAGAGCGAAAGCGGUGGAAGAUCUGCUGAAACUCGCCCGACAGUUUGACCUCAGCUUUUUCCAUCAGGAAGAAGAUGAGGAGCAGAACCAGAACCAGCAGAACCCGGAGCUUCUGUCAGAGAAUGUUCGGGUCUUUGACAGCAGCGAACCUUCAGCUUCACUUACUGGAAGCUGUCGACCGACUGAGAACGUAGCGACCCGGACCGAUGUUCAGUUUCAUCUGGAUCAGAACCUGGAGGACGACCUGGACCUUCUGUUCGACGGACCGACCCAACAUUUGAGCAGAAACUUGAGUCAGGCGUCACACGUCGGAGCUGCUCUUAUUUCUACUCGGACCGAGUUCGAGGACGACUGGGAACAUGACGACCUGUUGGAUGACUCCUUGUUGCUGGAGAUGACCCAGAACCCACAGAACUUCACCACCCCAAAGCACUGCUCCACCCAGAAACCCGACCAGGGGACUCCUGGACUGCCUGGACCCACAGCAGGAAAGGAGAAUUUGAGACCAAGGACCACCUUCAAACUGGAGUCUCAUCCUGGUUUCUCAGGCGGAAGAAUUCCGACCGACACCAAAACCAAGCAGCAGAACUCAGCAGCAGCAGGUGGAGACAGCAGGUCAGCUCAGCCGGAACCACAGAGCCCACAGAACCCACAGCUUCAUCAGAAGGUUUCUGCUGCCUCAUCAACAACUCAGAGGAAACCUGAUGUCCUCCACAGUGAGACCCCUGCUGCCUCCGAGGACCUGGAUCUGGACGCUUUGUUCUCCUUUGACCCAGUGUGGGACGACCCGGCUGACGAUGACCUGCUGUGUGAAAUGUGUGAACACCUGGAGAACCAGAUCAAUGGCUUGGACAACCUGCUGUCCAAUCAGAGAGCAGCUGUGCAGUGGACCAGAAGAACCUGGGACGACUCGAUACAGCCUCCUCAGAAGCAUUCUGCUGGUCCUGCUGGUCCUGGUGGCGUCUCAUUGGCUGCUCGUGGUCCUGGUGGCGUCUCAUUGGCUGCUCGUGGUCCUGGUGGCGUCUCAUUGGCUGCUCGUGGUCCUGGUGGCGUCUCAUUGACUGCUCGUGGUCCUGCUGAUGUCUCAUUGGCUGCUCGUGGUCCUGCUGAUGUCUCAUUGGCUGCUCGUGGUCCUGGUGGCGUCUCAUUGGCUGCUCGUGGUCCUGCUGGCGUCUCAUUGACUGCUCGUGGUCCUGCUGAUGUCUCAUUGGCUGCUCGUGGUCCUGCUGGCGUCUCAUUGGCUGCUCGUGGUCCUGCUGACGUCUCAUUGGCUGCUCGUGGUCCUGCUGACGUCUCAUUGGCUGCUCGUGGUCCUGCUGACGUCUCAUUGGCUGCUCGUGGUCCUGCUGGCGUCUCAUUGGCUGCUCGUGGUCCUGCUGACGUCUCAUUGGCUGCUCGUGGUCCUGCUGGCGUCUCAUUGGCUGCUCGUGGUCCUGCUGGCGUCUCAUUGGCUGCUCGUGGUCCUGCUGGCGUCUCAUUGGCUGCUCGUGGUCCUGCUGGCGUCUCAUUGGCUGCUCGGGGUCCUGCUGGCGUCUCAUUGGCUGCUCGUGGUCCUGCUGGCGUCUCAUUGGCUGCUCGUGGUCCUGCUGGCGUCUCAUUGGCUGCUCGUGGUCCUGCUGGCGUCUCAUUGGCUGCUCGUGGUCCUGGUGGCGUCUCAUUGGCUGCUCUUGGUCCUGGUGGCGUCUCAUUGGCUGCUCGUGGUCCUGGUGGCGUCUCAUUGGCUGCUCGUGGUCCUGCUGGCGUCUCAUUGGCUGCUCGUGGUCCUGGUGGCGUCUCAUUGGCUGCUCUUGGUCCUGGUGGCGUCUCAUUGGCUGCUCGUGGUCCUGGUGGCGUCUCAUUGGCUGCUCGUGGUCCUGCUGGCGUCUCAUUGGCUGCUCGUGGUCCUGCUGGCGGCUCAUUGGCUGCUGGUCAUGUGUCUCUCAGCAGUGUCACCAAAGAACAGUUCACGUUUAAGAGGCCAAGCAACCCAGUUUCCAUGAUGACCACCUACAAAGCUAAAUGUUCGGCGGCUGAGAUCGAGCUGAAGAAGCAGCAGGCGAUGGAGAGGAGACGGCAGCGACUGCAGGCCCAGAACCGCCGAGAACCAGCCUGACGGAGCGGAACCGACCUGACGGAGCGGAACCGGCCUGACGGGGCGGAACCGGCCCGUAAAUGUCCUCCUCAGACACUCAGAGCUACUCGUUCUCACAGCACUUUUAAACUACAAACAUUAAACUGUCGUCUGAAUCAUUUUAAAUCAUGUUUUAUGUUUUUUAGAGGAACACUUGGCGGUUCUGUUGGUUCUAACAUGUCCAGAUGAACGUGUCUGGGACAGAACAGUGUUUAUCAGAGCUUUCAGUUUUCAGACGUUAAUCAAACUGCGUCGGUCCGAUUCCAUCCUCCGGUUUGUUUCGGUCUCAGACUCUAAGAAGACGGCUGCAGGUCGCUCCGCUUUGAUGAUCGGUUGAUGAAAAUGAUUCAGAAACUCGUGAACGAUUCUGUGAUUGUUCCUCAAAUGGAACUCAAACUUUUCUGGAGCUCAGUCAUCGAUUAUCGAUGCCAAUGUUUUAUUUUAUCUGCUGGUUAUCUCUAAAUAAACCUAAUGUUCCA